Messenger RNA from Vicia villosa (hairy vetch), 1422 nucleotides. RefSeq lists its product as uncharacterized. Lineage: Eukaryota; Viridiplantae; Streptophyta; Magnoliopsida; Fabales; Fabaceae. The record is from RefSeq and is a predicted model, not a curated record. The transcript has 8 exons. The coding region runs from base 154 to 1164 and encodes 336 amino acids.
ACAUGCCUAAAAGGGCCUCACUAAUUAUGUUUCCAUUCCCUCCAAAUUCAGAAAAUUCAAUACCACCAAUCCACUAGAGAAUAAGGAUUGAGUCAUUUGAGUGGAUGACAUGACAUUAAGCUGAUACAGUUGAGUUUAGUGUGUAAAUCAUCCAUGGCCACCUUACACUGCAAUUCUCUUAUUCUCAACAAAAUCUCUCACCCCAUUAAAAGAACACACUCUUUCAACCCUGUUUUCUCAUCUCCAGGUUUUAACCGUUUUAUCCCAAAUCUUUCCACUUCAAUUUCCACUGGAUUAAACUCCAAAAUUUCCAAAUUGGGUUGUAGCGCUUCUCCUGACAACACACUUGUAUCCAAUUUAUCUGUAACUGAUUCCUAUAAACUCACAUAUUUAGAGGGAAAUAGUUGGCUGUGGAAUGUGUGUGGAGCUAAUUUAUUGGUUGAUCCAAUUUUGGUUGGUAACUUGGAUUUUGGAAUUCCUUGGCUAUAUGAUGCUUCUAAGAAAUUCUUAAAGAAUUUCCAGCUCAGUGAUCUUCCUGAAAUUGAUUGCUUGCUCAUUACUCAAAGCCUUGAUGAUCACUGCCAUUUGAAGACCCUAAACCCUUUUUCUCAGAAAUUUCCAAAUACUAGAGUUAUAGCAACUCCUAAUGCCAAGACCUUACUGGACCCUCUUUUCAGAAAUGUUACAUAUAUAGAACCUGGACAAAGCUCUGAAAUUGAAACAAAAGAUGGUUCUAAGAUUAGGAUUAAGGCUACAGCAGGACCAGUUCUUGGACCACCUUGGCAACGUCCUGAAAAUGGGUAUCUUGUUACAUCUUCACAGGUGCAAUUGUCUCUUUACUAUGAACCUCACUGUGUGUAUAAUCAUCGCUUCAUUGAAAAGGAAAGAGCAGAUAUUGUGAUCACACCGGUCGUAAAACAGUUAUUGCCCAAGUUUACAUUGGUUUCAGGACAAGAAGAUGCAGUGAAACUUGCAAAGCUUCUUCAAGCCAAGUUCGUUGUGGCAAUGAAAAAUGGGGAUUUAGAUGGCAAAGGGCCUCUUGCAAGCAUAAUUCAGUCAGAAGGAACAAUAGAAUCAUUCAAGGAGCUUCUAUCAAAAGAAUUACCAGGUGCGAAGGUUAUAGAGCCUACCCCAGGAAUUCCAGUCGAAAUUCCCUCAAAUUAAAUCUGUGGAUUUCUUGCUCCUGUUCCCUCUCCAUUUUCUCCACUCACAAUUGUGGGACUAGGUUUAUUCAUCCUUCAGUUUUGGAAGGAGAUCCAAAUAGUUUGCUCACACCAAACUGAUCUUGUUUGGUUCACUCGUUUUAUGUUUCCGAGCCAUGUCUAAAGUGAAAGAACUGAAACUGCAGAUGUAUGCUGAACAAACUGAACUGUUAUCAAACUGGCUAACUCAAUCUAUAGCAGUCUGUUUACCAAACCUUCA